Acanthosepion pharaonis is the source of this 801-nucleotide messenger RNA. Lineage: Eukaryota; Metazoa; Mollusca; Cephalopoda; Sepiida; Sepiidae. The record is from the annotation of a GenBank genome assembly.
AUGUCCCUAACACCGAAGUCCUUGCCAGAGCCAUCACACCGGGACGACAAGCAUGACUAUCCUUUUUACGACUCUCGAUUGCCGAAAAUCGCUCCCUACGGUGAACUAAAGUGCGUGAAUCGACGGCGAAAUUUGCUGGGCGCCAUUUUCUUUCUAUCUAUCUAUCUAUCUAUCUAUCUAUCUAUCUAUCUAUCUAUAAUAAACCAUGAAACAUCCUUACAGAUACAUCUCGAAUUUUCAGACUUAUUCUCCAGUUUUUCACUUCGUUCUAAAAAUCUUUUCACCAUCUUUAUCUUUUUCUUUCCCUGCUUUUUUGUUCAUUCUUCUUUUUUUGCAAUACGAACGUCUUUCUUUCUCUCCGCUCGUCCUUCACUACUCCCCCUCCAUUUCCUAUUUGUCCUUAUUUCCUGUUCUAUCUUUCUUUCUUUUACUUUCUUACUUAUUCGACUUUUAUUUUCCUUCACUAUCCUUAAUUCUUUCCUUUUUUUGACAUUUAUCUUUGUCAUCAUUUUUCGUUGGUUCCUUCUCCUUACUUCCAUCUUUUUCUUUCUCUCAAUUUCUCACUUCUUCCUUUUUUCUUUUCGCUUUUGUUUAUACAUUUUGCAUUUUUUCCGUCUUCCUUUUUUAUAUCUUUCUUUCUUCCUUUCUUUCUUUCUUUCUUUUAAUCUUUUAUUCCACUUGCCUUUUGUUCUUUCUUUUAACUUUUGUUUCUGUAUUCCCUUUUCUUUCAUUCUUUCUUUCUUUCUUUUAACUUUUGUUUCUGUAUUCCCUUUUCUUUCAUUCUUUCUUUCUUUCUUUUAA